Molecule: messenger RNA, 705 nt
Organism: Orbicella faveolata
Lineage: Eukaryota; Metazoa; Cnidaria; Anthozoa; Scleractinia; Merulinidae
Product: structural maintenance of chromosomes protein 2-like
Biological process (GO): chromosome organization
Cellular component (GO): chromosome
Molecular function (GO): ATP binding; ATP hydrolysis activity; protein binding
Source: RefSeq, a predicted model, not a curated record
AAAUGAAGAAGCUUAAAUAUGAAGAAGGAAAAGAGGAAAAAUUAACUGCCAAAAGACGGGAGUUGGAAGCUGAAGUUUCYGCUCUGAGGACAAAAGUGGAAACUCUUGAAGCAAAAUUUCCAAACCUUCAGUUUGAGUACAGAGAUCCAGAGGCAGGGUUUAACCGAAGCAAGGUAAAAGGACUAGUGGCUCAAUUGAUACAUGUCAAAGAUGUGUCAACUGCCACUGGCUUGGAAGUGACAGCUGGAGGAAAGCUCUACAAUGUAGUGGUGGACACUGAAGUGACUGGUAAAAAGUUGAUAAGCAAUGGGAAACUCAAGCGUCGAUACACAUUCAUCCCAUUGAAUAAAAUAGCUUCUAGAACUCUCUCAAAUGAUGUUGUCAAAAGAGCAGAGGGCUUGGUGAGUUGAUAAAGUUCAUGAUCUGAUCAUGCUACUGUUGCUUUGUGAUUUGUCUUCCUACAACUCAUAAAGAUGCAAGAGUUCUCAAGUUCAAAAUGACAAAGAGAUCCCGAAAUUCAUUUUGUUAAGUAUUUUAAACAUAAAAAUGUGUGAUUCUAGAAAACAUCCAUACCAACCUGAAGGAGAGUAAUCAGAAAUUCUAACAGUAAAGGGGAAGGGGUUGUCAAAAGCCAACAUUUUUAAAGAAAAGCAUGGAAGAAAAGCCAAGUGGGAUUUCUUGAGAGAUGGGGAGGAGGGAGGGGGG